GCGCGCGGGGGACGUGUUCGGGCGUCUCCGCCAUUUUGUGAGUCUAUAACUCGGAGCCGUUGGGUCGGUUCCUGCUAUUCCGGCGCCUCCACUCCGUCCUCCGCGGGUUCCCUGUGUGUGCAAUGGACGGCAUCGUCCCAGAUAUAGCAGUUGGUACAAAGCGGGGAUCUGACGAGCUCUUCUCUGCCUGCGUCACUAACGGCCCGUUUAUCAUGAGUAGCAACUCGGCCUCCACAGCAAAUGGAAACGACAGCAAGAAGUUCAAAGGGGACAGCAGGAGUGCAGGCGUGCCCUCCAGGGUGAUCCACGUCCGCAAGCUCCCCAGCGACGUCACCGAGGGGGAGGUCAUCUCCCUCGGACUGCCUUUCGGGAAGGUCACCAACCUCCUGAUGCUGAAAGGGAAAAACCAGGCCUUCAUUGAGAUGAACACAGAGGAGGCAGCCAACACUAUGGUGAACUACUACACAUCAGUGACGCCGGUGCUGCGGGGCCAGCCAAUCUACAUCCAGUUCUCCAACCACAAGGAGCUCAAGACCGACAGCUCUCCUAAUCAGGCGCGGGCCCAGGCAGCCCUGCAGGCUGUAAACUCAGUCCAGUCAGGGAACCUGGCCUUGGCUGCCUCUGCUGCAGCGGUGGACGCUGGGAUGGCUAUGGCUGGACAGAGCCCGGUGCUCAGGAUCAUCGUGGAGAACCUCUUCUACCCGGUGACCCUGGACGUGCUGCACCAGAUCUUCUCCAAGUUUGGCACAGUCCUGAAGAUAAUCACCUUCACCAAGAACAACCAGUUCCAGGCGCUGCUGCAGUACGCCGACCCCAUGAGUGCGCAGCACGCCAAGCUGUCGCUGGACGGGCAGAACAUCUACAAUGCUUGCUGCACGCUGCGCAUCGACUUCUCCAAGCUCACUAGCCUGAACGUCAAGUACAACAACGAUAAGAGCCGUGACUACACGCGCCCGGACCUGCCCUCUGGCGACAGCCAGCCAGCACUGGAUCAGACCGUGGCCGCCGCCUUUGGUGCGCCAGGUAUCAUGUCCGCCUCUCCGUAUGCAGGAGCUGGUUUCCCUCCCACCUUUGCCAUCCCUCAGGCUGCAGGUCUCUCUGUUCCUAAUGUGCAUGGGGCCCUGGCGCCUCUGGCCAUCCCGUCGGCAGCAGCGGCAGCGGCGGCAGCAGGCCGUAUCGCCAUCCCUGGCUUGGCGGGGGCAGGGAACUCUGUCCUGCUGGUCAGCAACCUCAACCCCGAGAGAGUCACACCCCAAAGCCUCUUUAUUCUUUUCGGCGUGUACGGUGACGUGCAGCGGGUGAAGAUCCUAUUCAACAAGAAGGAGAACGCCCUGGUGCAGAUGGCCGAUGGCAGCCAGGCCCAGCUGGCCUUGAGCCACCUCAACGGGCACAAACUGCACGGGAAGCCAGUGCGCAUCACGCUCUCCAAGCACCAGAACGUGCAGCUGCCCCGCGAGGGCCAGGAAGACCAGGGCCUCACCAAGGACUACGGCAACUCGCCCCUGCACCGCUUCAAGAAGCCCGGCUCCAAGAACUUCCAGAACAUCUUCCCGCCCUCCGCCACCCUGCACCUCUCCAACAUCCCGCCCUCCGUGUCUGAGGACGACCUCAAGAUGCUCUUCUCCAGUAAUGGCGGGGUCGUCAAGGGGUUCAAGUUCUUCCAGAAGGACCGCAAGAUGGCCCUGAUCCAGAUGGGCUCGGUGGAGGAGGCCAUCCAGGCACUCAUUGACCUGCACAACCACGAUCUGGGCGAGAACCACCACCUGCGGGUGUCCUUCUCCAAGUCCACCAUCUAGGCCCCUAGGACCAGCCUGCCAGGUGCCUGGCCACAACUUCCGUCAUUCCAGAAAAAAGCCACUUUAAAAAGCAGCUGAAGUGACCUUAAAAGACCAGAGAUUUUAUUUUUUUAAGAGAAAUCAGUUUACCUGUUUUUAAAAAAUUAAAUCUAAUUCACUUGCUUACCUAGGGGAGAUGGGGUGCAGUCCUUGCCUGCACCCCCUGCUCCCCGCCCCUCGCCCGUGCCUUCUGCAGCUGCGGGGUGCGUGCUCCCAAACCUCCACGCGGCUCUCUUGUGCCUUAAACCCGCUGCUCUGGCAGGGCCUUCUUGGGGUAGCAGGCGUGGAGGGCUUUUGGGGCCUAAGGGGCCAGCCUCCCCUGGGAUCAUGUGCCUGGUGUGGCAGGAGGCUGAGAGCGGCCAGUCUGGCCGACACCCCAGAUCCUUUAAUCAAGUAUGUGAUUCUCCCUUCAAGUCCCAGGGCGAGACCCCAGGGCAUGCCCCUGGCGCUUCUUCAGCUUUGUUUUCACCAGAACCUUUGUAUUACGCUUUGAUGCAGCUGCAGACUCUGUGCCUAGCAAUAUUUCCAGUUGACCAAAUAUCCUAAUCUUUCUCAUUUAUAUGCAAAAGAAAUAGUUUUAGGUAACUUUUUAUAUAGCAAGAUAAAAAUGGUAUGAGUGUAAUCUAAAGUUUCUCCAGCAAGUAUGACCUUGUAUACUGUUAUUUUAUUCCUUGUAACGAAGUCGCAGGGCAGGAUCCAGCCUCGGGGCAGAUGCCGUGGCCAGCUGGGUGGCCCCCACAUGCCUUACUCACACCCGACUGUCCUCGGUCAGGGAGGACGAGCGCUCUUAAACUUUCAGGGUUUCUUUUUUCCUGCAAAUUUUGGACCAAAGUUUUGUUUUUGUUGUUUUUUUUUUGGUCUGCCUCUAACGCUGGGACCCCAGGAGCUGGGGCAGCUGCCCUCCGGUCUUAACUGCCUCGUCCUGCACUCAUGGGUCCAAGGGGCUCCCGCGCACAGGCCCCAUGCUGGCCGGCCCUCCCUCGGGGUCUGGGCCCCGAGUUUCCAUGUCGGGUGGAACAAGGGUGUAAAUAUUUAUAAUUUUUUAUACCUGUUGUAAGUCACAAGGGGCAGCAUAUGCGGUUUUUUAUGGUGACAGAUGUAUAUUUUGAUAACAGCGGUUACAGGCGCAGUGUUGUAAGGGGAGCAGGCAGAGUCCACUGCCCGCCGCCAGCUUGUAAUGUGGAGAGAACUGAAUUAAAGCAAUUUUAUAACAAC
Molecule: messenger RNA, 3050 nt
Organism: Vicugna pacos (alpaca)
Lineage: Eukaryota; Metazoa; Chordata; Mammalia; Artiodactyla; Camelidae
Gene: PTBP1
Product: polypyrimidine tract binding protein 1
Biological process (GO): mRNA processing
Cellular component (GO): nucleus
Molecular function (GO): RNA binding
Source: RefSeq, a predicted model, not a curated record